AUGCCGGCAUAUCAGGACGGAAGUAUCGCCACUCUGCCCAUCCCUGUGCAGCGAAAUGUGCGGCACACGUUAGCCUUGAACCCAUGGUUCAGCGUCCGCUGGCUGGGAGACGCCGAGUGCGAACGAUACUUGUUGGAACAUUACAACCACACAGAGCUGCCAGACCGCUUCACGAACGAGAAGAGGGGCAGCUACCGAAGUGACGUCUGCCGCGCCGCGGUGCUGGCCCGCGAGGGCGGCUUCUACACGGACCUGGACGUGGAGAUGAAGUGGCCCUUCGAAGAUUUGGCCGGCGAGGCCACAACCUUCUUGGCUAGCUUCUCCGAGGACGGCAGCGUCCUCAAUGCAAUGAUGGGCACGGUGGCAAACAGCUCCUUCAUGCAGGAGAUGUUGAAGCAGCUUGCGGCGUGGUACAGGGGCGAGCCUGUGGCAGAACGCUUUGGGACGACCUCAGAGUGGAUGGGACCCGUGACUGCGCUGGCUGCCUUGAAGGCAGUGACUGCCCGCGACUGCCCCAAGCAGGAGCUUCAGUUGGAGGAGGGGGCUCAGUUCACCUGCGGUCCGCACGUGGUUCGCAUGUUCCAGGAGCGGGCCCUGCCGUGUUGGUUACCAGAGGAUCCAGACUGCCCUCCUCUGCGAUAUAACAACUACUUCGACGGCGUGCGAUAUGGCAUCUACGUUCCGUCGGGUCCUCUGGUGGCUUGGCCCCGCUUCGCAAACUGCACGGACUGGGGCUGCUUGCUUGAGGAAUUGUGCAGGGCUGCCUAUUUUGGGCUUCUCAUGUCUCAGCCCAGCGACUAA
Symbiodinium natans is the source of this 801-nucleotide messenger RNA. Lineage: Eukaryota; Dinophyceae; Suessiales; Symbiodiniaceae. The record is from the annotation of a GenBank genome assembly.